AUGCCUAGAGGAAUAGAUCAGGAGCAGCAACCGCUGAGGGGUUCACCUAGUUCUCAUGUUAAUUACAUAGAAAUGCGGAUAGACCGACAAAAAGCAGAGCAUGGUGAUGUUCCUCAGAAUAAUGUUUCAAACAAUACUCCUGGUAGCUUUGGUGCUCACCAUACAUCUAUAUUCGAUCAAAAUAUAGGUUCCUUUCGGGGGGUUAAUUCUUUGGGUAGGUUUGCGACUUCUUUUCAGAGGGCUAAUUCGUUUAAAGCAAUCGAAUUAAACACAGGUAAAGAACGUGCAUUUCUGAAAGAUGGCUACGACGAGUUAUAUGACCCUGACACAUUAGCACCGUCUUUAAAUGGUAGGCGGUUGUCGAUUGCCAUUGGAGGUCAGGGAUCUGUGUCUAUUCGUCCUUGCAUUACUGAUUUGUAUGGUAGUAUUGGUACUGGUGACUCAAACACUCCCAGAAGAGACAGUGAAGCAAUCUUGGACGAUGUGGACUCCAUGCGUUUGGGACGGGGAUUUUCGAACCAGUCACUGACCUUCCAUGAUAUUAAUAAUGGUAUCUCUCUUGAUGAAGACUCAAUAUUGUUGAAACAAGUGGAAACCAAGGGGAAGGUGAUUACCGUGAUAGCAGGGCAGUCCACUGCUCCACAAACUAUUUUUAAUUCUGUUAACGUCUUAAUUGGAAUUGGUUUGUUAGCACUUCCACUUGGCUUAAGAUAUGCCGGAUGGAUAUUAGGGCUUCUGAUGUUAAGCAUUUUUGCGUUCAGUACUUUCUGUUCUGCUGAGUUGUUAUCUCGAUGUAUUGAUGCGGAUCCUACAAUGAUCUCCUUUGGUGAUUUAGCUUAUGCAGCAUUUGGUUCAAAUGGUCGUGCUUUGAUUUCACUUUUGUUUACACUGGAUUUAUUAGGUUGUGGAGUUUCCUUGGUUAUCUUAUUUGGUGAUUCACUAAACGCAUUAUUCCCCAUGUACUCGGUCACUUUCUAUAAGAUGGUUGCUUUCUUUCUCAUUACUCCUCAGGUAUUCAUGCCACUAAAUCUAUUAUCAAAUUUUUCCUUACUGGGUAUCGUUGCAACGAUCAGUACUGUUUUAACGAUCUUCUUUUGUGGUAUUUUUAAAACCACAAGCCCAGGUUCCUUAUGGCAUCCUGCCCCAUCUCAAUUGUGGCCUAUGUCAUUUUUAGAGUUCUGCUUAUCAAUUGGUCUAUUGAGCGCAUGCUGGGGUGGUCAUGCUGUGUUUCCUAAUUUGAAAGCUGAUAUGAGACAUCCGCAGAAAUUCCAUUCUUGUUUGAAGACAACCUACAGUAUUACAGCCUCCACAGAUAUGGGUAUUGCCGUAGUCGGAUUUUUAAUGUUUGGCAAUGCAAUAAAAGAUGAAAUUACUAGAUCAGUGAUGCUGACAAAGGGUUACCCACAGGCAAUAUAUGUUUUAAUAUCCGUGUUGAUGGCCAUAAUUCCUAUUGCUAAAACUCCCUUAAAUGCAAGACCCAUUAUUUCCACUUUAGAUGUAAUGACAGGAGUCCGGGAUUCAGAGAACGAAAUGGACGAAGAGAAGUCAUAUUUUACAAAAAUCACCAAAUUUUUGAACAGAAUCGGUACCAAUAUUGUAUUUGUCCUAUUAGCAAUCUAUUUCCCGGAGUUCGAUAAACUGAUCGCAUUUUUGGGAGCUGGAUUAUGUUUUUUGAUAUGCUUGAUCUUACCAUGUAUGUUCUAUUUAAGAAUAUGUGAAGAAAGAGUUCUACCAUGGGAACGUUUUGCAUGCUACCUGACAAUAUUUAUUAGCUCUGUAUUGUCUAUUUUAGGUAUCACUGCUGCUAUUAUCGCUUAA
Messenger RNA from Eremothecium cymbalariae DBVPG#7215, 1818 nucleotides. It is a transcript of the gene AVT1, whose product is annotated as Avt1p. Bases 1 to 1818 code for a protein of 605 amino acids. Gene Ontology annotation, molecular function: amino acid transmembrane transporter activity. Gene Ontology annotation, cellular component: vacuolar membrane. The transcript has a single exon. The record is from RefSeq and is a predicted model, not a curated record. Lineage: Eukaryota; Fungi; Ascomycota; Saccharomycetes; Saccharomycetales; Saccharomycetaceae. Gene Ontology annotation, biological process: amino acid transmembrane transport.